This is a messenger RNA of Penaeus monodon (black tiger shrimp), 469 nucleotides long. RefSeq names its product protein krueppel-like. Gene Ontology annotation, biological process: regulation of transcription by RNA polymerase II; central nervous system development. The coding region runs from base 30 to 440 and encodes 136 amino acids. Gene Ontology annotation, cellular component: nucleus. Lineage: Eukaryota; Metazoa; Arthropoda; Malacostraca; Decapoda; Penaeidae. The record is from RefSeq and is a predicted model, not a curated record. Gene Ontology annotation, molecular function: DNA-binding transcription factor activity, RNA polymerase II-specific; RNA polymerase II cis-regulatory region sequence-specific DNA binding. The transcript has a single exon.
UCACAAAAAAAAAACAUCUAGAAAGUCAUAUGAGAGUACAUACAAAAGAGAAGCCAUACAGUUGGGAGAUUUGCAACAAGGCCUUCUCAUAUAAAAAUAGUCUAGAGAUUCAUAUGAGAAUGCAUAGAAAGGAGACAUACAGCUGUGAGAUUUGCAAUAAGGCCUUCUCUGUGAAAAGUCAUGUAGUAAGUCAUAUGAGAGUGCAUACAAAAGAGAAACCAUACAGCUGUGAGAUUUGUAAUAAAGACUUCUCAGAAAAAUAUACUCUAGUAAUCCACAUGAGAGCACACACAAAAGAGAAGCCAUACAGCUGCAACAUUUGCAAUAAAGCCUUCUCAUUAAGAAGUAAUCUAGUAAGGCACAUGAGAGUUCAUACACAGGAGAAACCAUAUAGCUGUGACAUUUGCAAUAAAGACUUCUCAAUAAAUCUAGCCAAAUAAAGCAUAUGAGAGUACAUAUGAAGGAGAAG